AUGGUUAGCGAGCAAAGUUUAACGAUUUUUAAUAAGCGUUAUCGCAUGCAGAUUUUAGUGACAUUAACAGCACAUAUAAUAACUCUCUCCCAUGGUAUUGGCAUUGGUUGGUUGUCUCCAACCCUUUUAAUACUGCAAUCGCCGCAAACGCCGUUAGACUUUACUAUUGCCGUCGAUGACGUGUCUUGGAUUGGUUCAAUUUUUGGUCUGGGCUCACUUUGUAGCAAUAUAUUUUUUGGACUCGUCGCAGAUCGUUUUGGGAGGAAGACAAAUAUGUACCUUUUGGCCUUGCCGCACAUGCUAUUUUGGGUUCUUAACUUCUUUGCGCAAAGUGUCGAGUAUCUCUAUGUAUCGCGUUUCUGCGCGGGUCUAACCAGUGGUGGUCUUUAUGUGAUUGGACCUGUCUUCAUCAGUGAGAUAUCAAAUAAUGCAAUACGCGGCGCUCUCACUUCGCUUUCUAUGAUGUUUCUCAGCUGUGGUAUUCUUAUCGGAUACAUACUACCAUCCUAUCUCGAUUACCAUCUUAUACCAUGUCUCGUUAUUGUUCUAACGGUAAUUUAUAUCUUCGUAUUAAGACUUUUCCCGGAGACGCCAACGAGUCUUUUGCAACGACAGCAGUUGGAGGAAGCAGAAAAAGCUUUUAAUUUCUACAAUGCAAUAAAUAUGAAGAGCGCGCAGGAACCAUAUGCGAAUAAGUUGCAAUUCUCUUCAGCCAAAAGUGACUUUGAAGAGCUAAAAUCGUCCAAAAUUCAAGGAGGAGAAAAAUCGGCCAUUACACUUAGAGACUUUUGCAACAAAUCAGCUUUGCAGAAGUUCGCCAUCGCAUUUGUUCUCUGCAUACAGAAUCAAUUUUCUAGCAGCUUUGCUUUCGUCAAUUAUAUGUCUCACAUUUUUGCUGAAUCCGGUUCAACGUUAGAUCCAAAGCAGUGUACUAUCUUUGCGGGCGUAGUGCAAAUAAUGGGUACACUGUUGGCAUCCACUUUGGUAGAACGAUUUGGUCGUAAGACGCUAAUGUUGACCUCAACCGCUGGUAUGGCGCUGGGAAUGUUCGCUUUCGGUGCUUUUGUUCAAUUUACCGAUGAUGCAACAAAAGCCGAAUAUAAUUGGGUUCCACUGGCGGCGAUGGCGUUUGUUAUGGCCACCGCAUCGAUUGGUGUAAUCUCUUUAACAUUUACCAUAAUUGUUGAAAUAUUACCGGCAAAGAUUCGUCCUCAAGCUCAGUCGAUUGCAAUGAUGUUCUGUAGUAUUAUGGUCUUCAUCACUCUGAAGUUAUAUCCAUACUUUCUAUUCAACUUGGGAAUAUAUACAACAAUGUACUCCUGUGCUGGCUCAUGUGUGGUUACUGGAACCUAUUUGCUUAUAUUCAUGCCAGAGACGAAAGGCAAAUCGAUGGCUAAAGAUUAAUUAGUUCUGCUGUUUAUGUUUUGCGUACGAACGGUGUGAGAAUAUCCCUGAUAAGAUUAAAGUUUUACAUUUAGUAAAAUAGCUUAAAGUCGCUUAUAAGAAUUUAAUAUACCUCAUCUAUGACAUUUUUUUAGCUAGAGCGAAUAAUGGUUAUCACAGACUUUUUUUGUGAAAUUUUCUUGUAUCUAAGGUCUUCUAAAUUUAAUUUAUUAUAAAAAAAUUAUUGUAAACUACGAAGGAACAUUGUAUGUAAAUACAGCCCUAAUAUAUCAAGAUUUUUAUCAAGCAAGAAUUCGUUUGGUAUUCUGUGUCAAUCUUGAUAAAACAAAAAGCUUCAGUUUGUUGUGCUUUUCCCCACACGUGUAGUGAACAAUGAAAUAACAGAAACCAGCUGUUUUCCUAAAAUUACUUCUUUUAGAAUAAAAGAAAAAUAAAUAAACAAA
Molecule: messenger RNA, 1847 nt
Organism: Ceratitis capitata (Mediterranean fruit fly)
Lineage: Eukaryota; Metazoa; Arthropoda; Insecta; Diptera; Tephritidae
Product: facilitated trehalose transporter Tret1
Exons: 6
Coding region: 1-1404 (467 amino acids)
Biological process (GO): transmembrane transport; carbohydrate transport
Cellular component (GO): membrane
Molecular function (GO): sugar transmembrane transporter activity
Source: RefSeq, a predicted model, not a curated record